CCUCGCUGGGGUGGGCUUGUUUGUGUCUCUGAUCGACUCGCUUCCCUCCUUCCUCUUCUGUCCUGAGUGGCUGGGAUUUGGGGAAUUUUCACAAACAUCCUAGCGAUGUGAAGAGGAAGGCAUUCCAGGGGCUGCCAUGCAUUCCCACCCCACCCCCACCCCCUGUCUGCGGAGCCCACCCCCUCUCUGCUCAGCCCUGGAUUUUCUUGCAUUUGGAACGAUAUUUUUUCCCCCACAUGCCACCGUCUCAAGCCAGGUUGGAGCUACAUGGCUUCCCACCAGCUGCUGUUGGGUCUGCCUUGGCCUUGCCUGCAAAUCCUGCAAUAUCGAGAGAUCGAUUGUGGCCCUGGCUUUGCGGGGGACCCUCCCGCUCACACCUGGCUCUGGCUCUCUCCCUCGCUCCAGGCUUGGCGUCCAGGUCUUCUCCCAAGAAACCGCGCGGCCGGAACAUUUUCAAGGCGCUUUUCUGUUGCCUCCGCGCACAGAAUGUCGGGCAGUCGGUCUGCGGAGGGGAGCGUGUGCUGCGCAAGGAGGAGGCCAGCACCAUCGCCAAGUCGGACCUGCUGCAGUGUCUUCAGUACCAGUUCUACCAGAUCCCCGGGACAUGCCUGCUCCCCGAGGUGACCCAGCAGGACCAGGGCAGGAUCUGCGUGGUGAUCGACCUGGACGAGACGCUGGUGCACAGCUCCUUUAAGCCCAUCAACAAUGCGGACUUCGUCGUGCCUGUGGAGAUAGAGGGGACCAUGCACCAGGUGAGCUGGUACGCCGACCCGGUGACGGACCUGCUGGACCGGUGCGGCGUGUUCCGCACCCGGCUCUUCCGGGAGGCCUGCGUCUUCCACCAGGGCUGCUACGUCAAGGACCUGAGCCGGCUGGGUCGGGACCUGCGCAAGACGCUGAUCCUGGACAACUCGCCGGCCUCCUACAUCUUCCACCCGGAGAACGCGGUGCCCGUCCAGUCCUGGUUCGACGACAUGGCGGACACGGAGCUGCUCAACCUCAUCCCCGUCUUCGAGGAGCUGAGCGCCGCCGAGGACGUUUACACCAGCCUGGGCCAGCUGCGGGCGCCCUAGAGCCUCGGACGGCCCCUUUCUGCAGGGGACUUUCACUCAGUGCCUUCGCUGCCGCCCGGGCCGCAGGGCGGAGAUCUCAGCCCGGCCGGGCGGCCCCCCCGCACUUGGACUCAUAAACAGGGCUCUUGACUUGACCGGUGGCCGCCG
This is a messenger RNA of Pelodiscus sinensis (Chinese soft-shelled turtle), 1220 nucleotides long. NCBI's taxonomy places the organism in Eukaryota, Metazoa, Chordata, Testudines, Trionychidae. The record is from RefSeq and is a predicted model, not a curated record.